This is a messenger RNA of Pteronotus mesoamericanus, 1346 nucleotides long. It is a transcript of the gene ZBP1, whose product is annotated as Z-DNA binding protein 1. The transcript has 8 exons. The record is from RefSeq and is a predicted model, not a curated record. NCBI's taxonomy places the organism in Eukaryota, Metazoa, Chordata, Mammalia, Chiroptera, Mormoopidae. Gene Ontology annotation, biological process: positive regulation of type I interferon-mediated signaling pathway. Gene Ontology annotation, cellular component: nucleus. Bases 39 to 1346 code for a protein of 435 amino acids. Gene Ontology annotation, molecular function: DNA binding; double-stranded RNA adenosine deaminase activity; RNA binding.
UGAGUCUCCUGGGGCCUCCAGCAGCUGCUGCUGGCAGCAUGGCCGAGGCAUCGGGGGACCCUGGCAAGACAGAUCUUGAGCAGAAGAUCCUCCAGGUGCUGGGGGACGCACCCUACCCGGUGAAGGUUGUCCAUCUGGUGAAGAAAUGCCAAGUGCCCAAGAAGACACUCAACCAAGUUCUCUACCAGAUGAAGAAAGAGUCACGAGUGGCCCUUGUUGGCCCCGCCACGUGGCAGUUGGGCAAGCCUGGGACGGGCGGGCCGCUCUCUGCAGAGCUGGCCCUGCCCAGCAACGCAGAGAGUCCCCGGCAAGUCACAGCUGCAGCUCCGCAGAAACCUGGCAGUCAGCUCAGUGUUCGGCAGGAAAAGAUCUACAAGUUUCUGGAAGCCAGUGGGCCCACGAAGGCCCUGAUCGUUGCCCAGUUCCUGGGGCUGAAGACAGCAAAAGAAGUCAACCCCGACUUAUACGCCCUGAGGGACAAGCACCUUCUGAGCCAUGACCAGAAUUCAAAGGCAUGGGCGAUCUAUCAACCAGAAGAUUCUGGGGAAGGACAUCAGGGAAAGACAACCAACAUCAUUUACCAGCAAAAUCCAAUCAACAUGAUCUGUCAGAAUGGACCGAACAGCCACAUUUCCAUCAAGAGCUCCGAGGCAGUCCAGAUUGGGCACGGGAACAGCAUAGUGAGACAAAUGACCAUGGGGGACAACAGCUCCACGGCUCCCGUCUGCCUCCCUCCUCUGGCCCCAGCUGAUCCCUCAACUCAGGACCCCCUGGCUGGACCCUGGGGGCCCCAGGACAUCCACUUGGAGAAGUCUGUGCUCCGACGGGUGCAGCUGGGGCAUGGCAACGAGAUGAGCCUCCAGAGCGCCCCAGCCACGGGCCCCGGCCACGGGCCCUCCGGCAGCAGCCUCUCCGGCAGCCCCCCAGUCUCCGCCACCACGGCUGACCCAGAAGCUUUGUUCGAAAUCCGAAUGCCCACACCAGGACCUCAGCCUGAGGCGGACGGGGACGUGACCCAGAGAGUCCUCAUCAAGGCCUGCUUCCUGGAGGACGCCACCAUCGGCAACAGCAACCGGAUGCACGUCGACCUGGGGGCAGCUGGCCCUGGAGGAGGGACAGGGCCCCAGGACAGCAGCUGGGACGGCGGGCGGCCAGCUGGGGAGGCAGCUGCGGAGCCGGCAGGGGACGCUGCUCCUCCGUCCGAAGCCGCAGAGCCCAGGGGCGAGUUCCCUCAUGAGGGUCGUGAGGCUCAUCGGGACAUGGACUCGGUCACCGCCCACCUGGAAGCUAUGACUCUUGACAGCAGGGACCCCGGAGCCACAGAAGACGGCCCCUCGGUGGCCUGA